Messenger RNA from Trematosphaeria pertusa, 877 nucleotides. RefSeq lists its product as uncharacterized. Lineage: Eukaryota; Fungi; Ascomycota; Dothideomycetes; Pleosporales; Trematosphaeriaceae. The coding region runs from base 113 to 877 and encodes 254 amino acids. The transcript has 3 exons. The record is from RefSeq and is a predicted model, not a curated record.
CUUGCAAUGGGCUACGCUACUACUAGCAUAUCAUCGCACACCUUCACGAUUCGUACGACCCCGUGCCCGAUUCGACUGGCCAUGGUCCUGCCACUGAACCUUUUAGGUCAACAUGCUCUCUACAAUCACCAUAUUCCAACUUGCUCUCCUUAUCGCACUUAUCUGGAAGACGGUUUACCCGGCAAACCAUCAAGCCCUCUUCGACAUUGACGCCUUUCUUACAACAGUGUAUGGCGUGGGUGGUGGGCUAGGCGUCAUGAGCUACACGUUGGCGCAGAAUUCCGAGCGUCUGCUCAAUCGCGCCCAGGAUAUGUGCGGAAACACCAUCAUGGUUGCAUUCGCGAUGUACGCCUGUUGGUUCUGGUUCCGAGGUAUAAACGAACUGGUGAGUCAAUCGAUGCUGAUUCUUCCUCCAUUCCAAAGUUUGCUUGUACUGAUGCGAUGGUCAAGGAACACCUGCCCUACCCGGCGUACGUUUUCUUCUUUACUAGAGUCCGCUUGCAUGGAUGGUUCGCCACGUUUAGCCGGAAAUGGACCACGUGAGAAGGAAGGUGCGUCCUCCUCCGUCUCAUACGCUUACACGGUACCACACCAUUAUGCAGCCCGCUUGAGUUGCCGCCUGCGACCAAAGAACUCAGUUCCAGUGAACAUGUCUGAAGGCCAGAAAUCACCCGUGGAAAUCGCAAUAGUCGGAGAAGAAAACGAUACCCGCGAACGACCGUGGAAGAAGUGGAUUGAAGCUGAAAUGAAGGAAGGUGGUGAGCGAGGACGUCCUUGGGUAAACUGGAAGCCUCAGGAUGACUCUCCUUGGGCCAAGCCUUGGGUUGAAUGGCACCACGAUCUUCAACGUGAUCUUUCACCCACCCAAGGAUCUUGA